AUGAAAAAGAUCCGCAAAUAUUAUAACAAUAAUAAAUUUGUCACUUCAUAUAAAAGACCUGUUUUGAUAACAGGAUGUGACAGUUGUUUCGGUAAUGCAUUGGCUCAGACACUCAAUGAACAUGGAUUCAGAGUAUAUGCCACAGUAUUGGACACCGAUAGUGACGGCGCCAAGAAAUUGGCUCGGUUUGAUGGUAUGACUACAGUGUUGAGGAUGGAUGAGACUAAUGAUGAAGAAGUGAAUGCAAUUUACGAACAAAUUGCAAAAGAGUUGCAACAAAACGGUGAACAACUGUGGGCUGUCGUCAACAAUGCCGGUAUUGUAACGUUUGGACCGGUAGACUGGGGAACAAUUGAUAGCUAUAAACGUGUAUUUGAAGUCAACACAUUAGGCACUGUUAGAGUCGCGCGUACUUUUAUACCAUUGAUUAGACAAUCAAAAGGUCGUAUUGUAAAUCUGGUGUCAAUUUGUGGACGCUUUACGACACCAAAUGCGUCAAUAUAUUCAAUGAGCAAACACGCGGCCAUAUCUUUCUCGGACGCACUCAGACGAGAGACAACCAAAUGGGGAAUCAAAGUAUCGAUUAUUGAGCCAACAAUUUAUAAGACACCGAUGACCACCAGUGACUACCAUUUCCGUGAGACUGAAAGACUGAGACAAGAGAUAGUUAUAUUCGGUCAAAAUAUCGACGAUGUUAUCGACAAAUUGGUGGACGCCGUCCGUAAUGUCGAUCCGCAGAUCACUUACGAAGUCGGACCCAGUUAUCUGUGGUCUGUCUUUCUGUUUGUCGAACAGUUUCUACCGUACGAGUUGUCCGAUUGGAUGAACACUAAUCGGUUAACUAAUUCAUUAUUUCCCGUUCCCAAUGAACUCAAAAAUCGUCACUAA
Molecule: messenger RNA, 888 nt
Organism: Oppia nitens
Lineage: Eukaryota; Metazoa; Arthropoda; Arachnida; Sarcoptiformes; Oppiidae
Product: 11-beta-hydroxysteroid dehydrogenase type 2-like
Exons: 4
Coding region: 1-888 (295 amino acids)
Molecular function (GO): oxidoreductase activity
Source: RefSeq, a predicted model, not a curated record